AAUCUUCAACGAUCAAAGUCUUUAAUUUCAUCUAUAGCUAACAAAAGAGUAGCAAGUUUAUUUUAAAUUCGAAGAAGAAAAUGGAUUCUUACCAGAACCAAACCGGAGUGCCAAAGAAAGGGAUGACGGAGAAAAUCAUGGAGAAGCUACCAGGUCAUCAUGGAACUCACCAGACUCAUGGAACCAACACGGGUUAUGGUAACACUGGUGGUGUUCACCACGAGAAGAAAGGUAUGACUGAGAAAGUUAUGGAGCAGCUACCAGGUCAUCAUGGAACUCACCAGACUCAUGGAACCAACACGGGUUAUGGUAACACUGGCGGUGUUCACCACGAGAGGAAAGGUAUGACUGAGAAAGUUAUGGAGCAGCUACCAGGUCAUCAUGGAACUCACCAGACUCAUGGAACCAACACGGGUUAUGGUAACACUGGCGGUGUUCACCACGAGAAAAAAAGUAUGACCGAAAAAGUUAUGGAGAAACUACCAGGUCAUCAGGGGUCACACCAAACGGGUACUAACACGGGUUAUGGUGCUACUAACACUAAUGUCGUUCACCAUCAGAAAAAAGGUAUAGCUGAAAAAAUUAAAGAGCAGUUGCCAGGUCAUCAUGGAGCUCACCAAACUGGAACCACUGCAAAUUAUGGUAAUACUGGCGUUGUUCACCACGAAAAGAAGAGUACGAUUGAUAAGAUUAAAGAGAAGCUUCCCGGUGGUCAUCACUAAAUUUGUUUAAGACUAUUAAGUCUUUGUGUGGUGUAAUAAUAUGAUGGUGUGGCU
Molecule: messenger RNA, 776 nt
Organism: Arabidopsis arenosa
Lineage: Eukaryota; Viridiplantae; Streptophyta; Magnoliopsida; Brassicales; Brassicaceae
Source: the annotation of a GenBank genome assembly